AUGGCUUGCACAGCGGCCGGCCAAGACAGGUUUAUUUGUAUUAAGAGAUACCCUGCUUAUUUAAAUAACAAGAAGAUCAUCUCGGAGGGUAGGCAAAUCCCCAAAAGUAAGGAAAAAAAAAUGUACUCCAGAGAACGGAAUCGUAAUGCUCAGUACAGGGGCAGAGACCGGGUUCAACUCAAACAGGAAGUUGGCAGCCUCUGUCUUGUACAAGUCCCACCACAUAAGUCAGUAAUGUUGUAUACAGCGGAAAUGAUUCCUAAACUAAAAACAAGGACACGAAAAGCAGGAGAUAGUGACCAAACUCUUCAGCAAGGAGAAAGAAGUAAAAAAAGGGAAAGGAAAGAAGUGACUUGGCAAGACAAUCAAGUCUGACAUACUACUGUAAGAGACGUGGAUGGAGGUUUCUGAUUUGUAUCUGAGAGAAACUGAAGCUUUUUGUUUGUA
Myotis brandtii (Brandt's bat) is the source of this 447-nucleotide messenger RNA. RefSeq names its product signal recognition particle 19 kDa protein-like. Gene Ontology annotation, molecular function: 7S RNA binding. Gene Ontology annotation, cellular component: signal recognition particle, endoplasmic reticulum targeting. Gene Ontology annotation, biological process: SRP-dependent cotranslational protein targeting to membrane, signal sequence recognition; SRP-dependent cotranslational protein targeting to membrane. The record is from RefSeq and is a predicted model, not a curated record. Bases 1 to 375 code for a protein of 124 amino acids. Lineage: Eukaryota; Metazoa; Chordata; Mammalia; Chiroptera; Vespertilionidae. The transcript is spliced from 3 exons.